Prunus dulcis (almond) is the source of this 1767-nucleotide messenger RNA. Its product is annotated as RNA pseudouridine synthase 5. The record is from RefSeq and is a predicted model, not a curated record. Gene Ontology annotation, biological process: pseudouridine synthesis. Gene Ontology annotation, molecular function: pseudouridine synthase activity; RNA binding. The coding region runs from base 427 to 1458 and encodes 343 amino acids. The transcript has 12 exons. Lineage: Eukaryota; Viridiplantae; Streptophyta; Magnoliopsida; Rosales; Rosaceae.
GCAUAAGUUACAAUGUCCAGCUCUUCGCCAACACGUCAGCCUCAGACAUUCGGAUUGCCCUGGCCCGAUCUCAACCACGGCUUGCUCUACAACGACGUCGUUCGAGCCUCUGAUUCUGGUCCUCUUUCUCUCCCUCUUCUCAAAGAUAAAGAUAGCCUUUUCUAUAUAUUUUUUCCUUUACUGCAUGUUCUCAGCAUCCAAACGCAGUCCAUGCGCUAAAAAUCGAUGCUUUUUUGGAUUUAAACUUCACCGUCGUUUUCUUUCUCUGAAUUUGACUCCUAGUGUUGGUGUAAAUUAUAGAACUGACACUGAUCGAGUUCUACUCGAGCAAGUAUAAGAACUCAGCUCCUCUACAAGGAGAAUUCGGAACGGACAGGUUUGAAUAUUGAAAAUCAUGGAAAAGUUUGUUAUGAGAAAUGGAAACGCAUGCUUUGGAAAUUCUCAGCUUUAUUUGUUGGUCUACAGAUAACAGUUGAUGGCGAAGUUGUUAGAGAUCCCAGUACGAUCCUCAGGGUCGGUUCGGAAUUGGUCUAUCAUAGGCUUCCGUGGAGAGAGCCUGAUGCGCCACACUUGCUGGAGGUUCUAUUUGAGGAUGAUGAUAUGAUUGCUCUAAAUAAGCCUUCUGGCCUGCAAGUUUUACCUGGAGGUCUUUUCCAGCAACGGACAGUUCUCACACAGCUCCUAUGUUGGGCAACAAAUAAGAUCUCUCCCUUAUUGUGCCAAGAACCACAUCCUGUUCCUGUUCAUCGCUUAGGAAGAGGCACUUCAGGAAUAUUACUCUGUGCAAAAACGAAGCAUGCCAAAACUCAACUUGCAGCAUACUUUGCUGACGGGACAUCUAAUAUUGGAGAUAACAGUAAUACCUCCAUGGAGGCGCAUGCAGUGAGGAAAAUCUCAAAGAUAUACCGGGCACUAGUGACUGGGAUACUUUGUGAAGAUAAGGUAAUUGUCAAACAGCCAAUUGGAGUGGUGCGAUAUCCUGGUGUGGCUAAAGGGCUGUAUGUUGCUUCUCCCACAGGAAAACCGGCUCUGAGUAAAGUUGAAGUUCUUGAGAGAGAGAUUCAUAAAAACCAAACACUGGUCCAGGUUGAGAUUCAGUCAGGAAGGCCACACCAAAUUCGUAUCCAUCUUUCUUACAUAGGACAUCCUUUGUUAGGAGAUCCUCUUUAUGUUCUUGGUGGACAACCAAAGUGCUUAGAUUCUGACUUUGUAGAUGAGAGUUUUGCAGAUGAUGGAGGGUUCCUGAGGCCUACAAAGCCUGUUCCAGGAGAUUGUGGCUACAACUUGCAUGCUCAUCAAGUGAUUCUCUCUCACCCAUCAUCCAAUGAGGUAAUCAAAGUUACAGCACCACUUCCGGCUAUUCUCCGAACUCGGCAAGAAACCGAAGAACUUGUUAGCACUACUACAAAUAUCAAGAAUGCUGCGGAUGGAGAGUGCUCAUUCAACAGGUUUCCUUGAAGACUUUCCUUACCAAGACUUGGGAAGUAUAGACGCAUACAUUCCCUUGUAUUUGCCUAGAGUUAAGUUUUCCCUUAGAGAACCAUGCCAAAGCAAAUUUUGAGUUUUUUAUACUGAAAAAAAAGGGAGGAGUUUUACCAAACCCGGAAGUUGGUUGAUAAAAGAAUUGAGUGACGUCUCACUCCCCAAGUAAAGUAAAACACAUAAAACAAAUCAUGGAGAAAAUAUGUAAAAAAAGACCGAGGGAGAGACGUCAGAUGAGAGCUCGUGAACUGGAAUAAAUCCAUCCCUCCCAACUUUUGCAGUUUA